GGGGUGUGUUGGAAAUGGUCUUAGAAACUAUGACAUGUUAAAAAUGUUGGUCUUAUUGGUAGAAGACUCGAAGUAGGAGAAGUGUUGUAGAUAAACAAUCUUAAAGUAACUACUCUACUAUAAUCAAGACCAUUCAUAAAUAAUUAUCGAUUGUAAACAUUAGAUAAUGAUGACAAUAGAUGUGGUCACUGGCGAUUUGCUUGACGGCAUAUUAUAUUGUGGUCAAUCAAGACGAGAGUACAGUUUUGUUUUUUUGCUUCCCUCUCAAUCUCGCUGUUCAUCGUUUUGAAUAGGCAUUUUUUUCACAGGCCAAUAGAUAUAGAGCCAACAAUUAGAAAACAAAAUCAGAGUAUUUUUAAAAACUAACGACAGCUCAAUAGCCUCAAUUAUAUCGGGACAUAAGAAAUUAAAAUUGUUAGGACUAACAAUAUUCCUCAAGCAAAUCUUAUUACUCAUCCACUUGUCGGUAUAAAUGUAAUAUUUUUUUGUUCUAUUGCUAAGAAAUAUGUUGACUUCACUAGAAACAUUUACAAAAAAAAUAAAAAAUCUAGCCAUCUUAAUAUUCAAUUUUUCUUUUUGGUAAAAAAAUUAAUGUUCAAAAUUUAGAAGAGAAAACAAAGAAACACAUAUUCUCGCAGAUAAACUUUAAUAUUCUUUCUAAGUUCUUGGUCUCGCAAAUACAAUCUGUUUGCUUGCUAUUGAUAUUUUCCUAAAAGACAUCUAAACAGAUUGGAUGAUUCUCUACAAUCAUUGUUCCAUUAUUCACAAUCAGUGAAUUGAAUCAGAUAGAUAAUUCCAUCCUGAUUAAGUUUUUAAAAUAAAAUGUCUUUGAGUAAUCCCUACGUAAUCCAAACUAGAGAAGUCUCAAGUCUGUCAUAUUCUCUCGAAUUAUUGCUGAAAUGUAGACUUUUGGCUAUGAAUAUGUUACUGUAUAUUCGUAAUACUUUCUUCCUUCAGCAAAUAACUUUCAAAAUAUAACGGGACAUAUGCUAAUUUGUUUUUUGAGUUAAAAACUAUAAAUCUUAGCACUGUAUCAAUAAUUUAAUUUCAUCUAAGUAGACUUUUGCUACACCUAACCAUCUUUACAUAUAUUCCAUUAUGACUUUUGUCCUCACUCCUUCCUUAUACAAAUGCAUACAAUAGAAAAAACAUGCAUAUAAAGUUUAGAAUAUAUAUGUGUGACUUUCUUAUUGUAUGGCAUGUUUUCGUAUUGUAUGCAUUUGUAUAAUUAAGGAAGGAGUUAUGAGGACAAAAGUCAUAUGGAACUAUAUUACAUUACAGGUCAUGUUUUUUAUUCUAAGCAGCCCCAUGGUUAUUUCUUAACAUUGUGGACUUUUGUGUGUGUGGACUUUUGGUGAUAUAUAUAUAUAUAUAUAUAUAUAUAUGUUCUCUAAACCAUAAUAUUCACACAUGUUUCAUAAUAGAGAAAUGGCGAAAACGAAAUCUGGAGAGAAGCUAAAGCAUAGACAGAGGAAAGGGUUCUGGUCACCUGAAGAAGACGAGAAGCUAAGCAGAUUCAUCCUCUCUCAUGGCCAUUCUUGCUGGACCACUGUUCCCAUCAAAGCUGGGUUACAAAGGAAUGGGAAGAGCUGCAGACUAAGAUGGAUUAAUUACCUAAGACCAGGAUUAAAGAGGGAUAUGAUUAGUACAGAAGAGGAAGAGAUUAUCUUGACAUUUCACUCUUCCUUGGGUAACAAGUGGUCGAUGAUUGCGAAAUACUUACCGGGAAGAACAGACAACGAGAUAAAGAACUAUUGGCACUCUCAUUUGAAAAAGAGAUGGCUCAAGUCUCCAUCUAUUUCCUCUUCUUCUGAGUCACGUGUUUCUUGUGUAGAAAGAAACCCACAAACCGUAGUGUCUAAUCACGUUAUCUCCUUCCAGGGACCUCCAGAGAAUACAUCUUCAUCUCCAUCACAUGAAAUCAAUGGCAACAACAAAUAUCCAUGUUCUUCUGGUCCUGAGAUCCCAAGGCUUUUCUUCUCCGAGUGGUUCUCUUCCUCUGAUUUGACAGACUCUAGCCACAAUCAAGCUCCAAGUAUUGAAGGAUCUGUCUUAGAUUACCAAGAAUCAGGUGAUGUUGAUCAGUUCCAUUACAACGAAAUAAUGAUUAAUAACAGCAACUGGACUCUUGACGACGUUGUGUUUGGCUCGAAGUGUCAGAAGCAGGAGCAUAAAGUUGAUAGAGAGGCCUCAGAUUGCAACUCUUAUGGUUUUUUCUUUUCUUCAUCAACAAUGACGUAACUAUGUUAAGUCUAAAUUAAUGUAAAUUAAAUUUGUAAAGGAAAAAAAAUUGGUGAUAAUAUGUUAAAAGAUUUGCAAUAUUCAUUAACUUUAUUUAAGAUUCUAGCACAAGAAGUAGCAAACUCGUAGUCAGCUAAACCAAACACAAAGUUUUUAGCUACAAAUAUGAUCUAAUGAUAAUAAAAGUGGCAAUACAGAUAUGAGUGUAGUGUAGAAUAUGUUUCAUAUAGAAGAAUAGCUGUAGUUUCAGCAUCUCAAUGGAGGAGGAAGGCGAAGGAGACUUAGCAGAAACAGUGAGUACCACAAAAGCACCAAAGAGAAUGGUGACAAUAGCCGUAAAGUUCACAAGAAAUGCUUCGGUUCCGUACUUAUCAAGCCCUCCACUCUCCAAGAAAGUCAGCUUUUCCAGAAAACCCUAAAGCUGCGUUCCCAACCGCAAUAAUAUAAACAAAUAAGCCCAGCAUUGCGUGCCACGGAAGCAAACCGCAUCUCAGAUUUGGUGACCCUCCAGGGAAGAAAUCACUAUGAAGCUGUACACCCACUGCAACGUUCAAAACUUUCGUGUUAUAUAGUUUUGCUUCAAGCAAAGUUUUGUCCUAAGUGUUUGUGGUUGUUCUGUAAGUAGACUUGAGAAGACCAUGGGAAUAUUGUAAUAACAGAUUCAUGGCUAGUCUAUGUAUUCUUAUUCGAGUGUGUUCAUGUGCGAGUAUGUUUGAGCAUAAAGUAAAGAGACAGAGAUUUGUUUCGGAUAUCCAGGACCGAAACUCAUAUACUAGAAAAAGGCCGCAACAAACUAUUGCUAUAUGGUAUCUAGCACACACACGUGCCUACCACUCUGAUCUAGAUUUACAAAGAUAAGAGCAACUACUACUCAUUGUUACACACAUCCAUGUGCAUCUUCAAUAGAAUCCUAGGCGUAUGACCGUUUCUUGUCACUGUCUUGUUCUCUUUAAUUAUACUACAUCCAAGUAAAACCCUAAGCCCAUUCAGCCUGCAACACAUCCAUGUGUUCUAAUGACGUUGAACCUCACUUCUCAUAAAUCCCAUGUGACCACUUCUCUUGUCAACAUAAAGCCCACAUCAGCAUCUCAGUCGUGACAACUCGAGUGUCAUUAUUGUGUUCCACACACAAUACCACAUCAUAGUAUUUCUUGUGUAACAGACAUAUCUUCACGAAUGAUCUCUUUGUCUUAGCAACUCCACAUCAACAUGUUCUUGUAUUCCAGCAUCUCUUUGAUAAUCUAUUCUGACAGCUUAUAAAGCUCAGUCAACACAAACUCUUCAAUCUCUUUCUUGGUGUCUGAGUUUUAUAAUCCACGCAACAUCAUCAGUCACCCUCAUAUACUGCGUAAUGGAUCUGAUCAUUCAAGAUGUCUUGUAACAUUCUCUCUCCCUUUUUAGUUUAGUUUGAUACUCAAGCACAUUGUAGUGAUCCAGGAUUGGAGGCUGUAGAGAUCAGGGAUUCCACUUUCGUAGUGGUUCUUGAAAACUGCGCAAAUUCCUCAGAUCCCGAGAGCCAGAGCAAUGGCAUGGAGAACAAGGUGGAUCAACUUCUUCACUGGUUUCUCAAGCGGAAGAGCUUUUGUAACUUAUAAUUGCUGCAUGUUCCAAUUCCAAAACACAGGUUUAUGUAGUCUUUAAAUUUGAAUCAAGAUAUAUAGUAAUAAAACUUCUGUCUCACUGUUCAACAGAUUCUGUUAUUGUUUACCUUCUCCUCCCAUUAUUACAAAUCCAAUGAGAACAGGGUGCAGCUGAAUCACAUUAAAAAGAAAGAAAAGUUCAGGUAAACUGGCGGUAGUGCCGGUCCAACAUUUUCAAUUUUUUCUUGAUGACAUACAUUCAAUUAAAACUUUGUGCCCUUGUUUUUCAUGUAAAUUUUUU
Brassica napus (rape) is the source of this 4122-nucleotide messenger RNA. RefSeq names its product transcription factor LAF1-like. The record is from RefSeq and is a predicted model, not a curated record. The coding region runs from base 1411 to 2241 and encodes 276 amino acids. NCBI's taxonomy places the organism in Eukaryota, Viridiplantae, Streptophyta, Magnoliopsida, Brassicales, Brassicaceae. The transcript is spliced from 3 exons.